This is a messenger RNA of Astyanax mexicanus (Mexican tetra), 669 nucleotides long. RefSeq names its product chromosome 22 C9orf85 homolog (gene c22h9orf85). The record is from RefSeq and is a predicted model, not a curated record. The transcript has 4 exons. Bases 123 to 638 code for a protein of 171 amino acids. Lineage: Eukaryota; Metazoa; Chordata; Actinopteri; Characiformes; Acestrorhamphidae.
UAUUCUCUGCUCUGUAGAGGCUGAAUCUGUGGCCGCUGCUGGGUUGUGAGACUCCAUGUGGCUCCAGAACUUAUGAUUUUAGUCAGUUUUAUCGGUUUUAUCCGCAAAAUAAAGAGCUCAGAAUGAGCUGCCAGAAGGGCGGCGGGUCUCGGUCUCACGGCCAGAAGUACCAGAACGCGGUCGCUUAUAAAAACGAUAAAUACGGAGCGACUCCUCAGGUGAAGAAAGCCAACGCGAAGGUUCAUGAUGGACUAUGUCAGCGCUGCAAACAGAUCCUGGAGUGGAAAGUUAAAUACAACAAAUAUAAAUUCCUCACUCAGCCUCGAAAAUGUGUUAAAUGUCUGCAGAAGUCGGUGAAAGACGCUUAUCACAUCAUGUGUAAACCCUGUGCUCUCAGACUGGAGCUGUGCGCCAAGUGUGGCAAGAAUGAAGAAGUUGUCAUUCCGCUGGACAGGAAGGAGGAAGAGGAAGAGGAAGAGGAGGAGGAGGAGGAGGAUGAGAAACGACAAGGCAACAGUCGGAAGAAACGAGGCACAAAGAAAGGAGACGUGGAUGAUGAAGAUUUUGAUGAUGAGGAUGACCUUGGUGAACUGGACAGUGAUUGUGACGAUUGUGAUUCAGAUGCUGCUGGAAAAUAAAGCAAAGACCGUGGUGUUGAUUUUUAUUAAA